UAAACCCGCAACUUCAUUUUAUAAUUUCAAAAUUCUCCCGCGCAACCUUCUCCAUUUUUAUCUUCCCUCUUUCUUCUUCUCUUCUUCCCUCUCUUUCUCAUUUACCCCCAAAUUUCCUCAGAUUCAACUCCCUGAAUUUUCUCUCUCUAACUUUCUCUCUCCUCAAAGAUAAUAACCAGUAAAAAUGGCGAAGCAAGGAAAAGGAAGAAAACCCGAUACAACCACCAACAACAAUGUAGGUAAAGGGAAAGUAACUCCAGUUCAAGUCGCCUUUAUUGUCGAUCGUUACCUCGCCGAUAAUAACUACUCCAAAACCCGGUCCGCUUUUCACUCCGAAGUGUCUUCUCUUAUCUCCAAGUCAUUCCUUCAGGAGACACCCAAAAGUUUGCUGAGUUUAGGGGAAUUAUUAGAUGAGUAUAUUUGGUUGAAAGAACAGAAAGUGAUUAUUGAGCAAGAGAAAAAUGGGUUAGUUCAAGAGAAGUGUAGGAUUCAAACCCUUUUACAAGGAAUGCAAGAUUUGAUGAAUGUUUAUAAUUCUGCUGCUACUGUUAACUGUCUUACUCCUCCUCCCCCGCCUCCGCCUCCGCCGCCACCCGCUUCUGUUGCACCUAACUCAGGUUAUUCUGCUUACAGAACUCCAGUUAUGACAACGAUGUCAAUGACACAGAGUGUGAAGCUGGAUCAUACCAAUUAUUCAACACCUAUCAUUAGUUCGCGUCCUCCAAGGAAGAGAAAAACUUACAAGGAUGCCCAUGAUGUACCUCAAGCACCAAAGAAAUAUUGCACUCCUAUAACUAACAACUCAUUCUAUGACAAAGGUAGUAAUUCAGCUGCACAGCCAAGUAAUGCUGCUAAAGGUCAUGUUACUAAUCAUCAGUCUCCUCCUCUACAAUCGCUAUCCCCUAAUUUUGCUCAAGGAGGAUCGCCGAUUCAAGGGUCACAUGUAGCAAAGAACUUAUUUGAUAAGCCAUCAGGAUCUCCAACUUCAAAUUCUUCGGGUCCCAAAACACCCCCACGAGCACUCUCUUCCCAAAGCGAUAAAUCCACUUCUCCUCUUGAAGAUGUUUCUUCAACAGCAAAGUCUCAACAUGAUAGCACCCCUCCUGAGACUACACCCACUAACUGUACUAUUUACUCCUCUAAGACGAUUAUUGUUAGUCCUGCUAAACACAUUUCCAUCGAAAGGAAUCAGUGUACUUUUUCAUCGCCUGUUAAAUCAAACAAGCGGCAGGGCAAUAGAGAACAUGUCAAAGGGAGACUGGAUUUUGACAGUACUGAUAUGCCAACAAAUGUGGAAACUACCAGUGGAGAUGGAAGUAGUGCCAGCUCAGAAUCUGAAAGGGAAGUUGACAUUUUUGACAUGGAUUUGGCUAAUUUCGAUGCCUUUGGGCCGGACUUCUGUCUGACAGAGCUCCUGACUGAUUUUGGGAUUGAUUGUGGAGGUAUUGACUAUUCCUGCCCAUCAACAGCAGGUGCUUCAACUGCUGCAGUUACGGGUUUGAAUCAUGAUGGAAACAAUGAAGAAUUGGGGAGUAGCCAAGAUUUUGUAGAGCAUUCAUCAGCUGUUCGAGAAGUUUUUACAGGAGACAUGACAGGAAAUGGUUCUGAUUCCAUUACUAGAGUCAAUUCCAUGAGAAAGUGCGUAAGAAUAGUUAGUCCUACAAAAUGUUCAAGGAAUAGUUCAAGCCAUGAAACAUGAUCAAGAAACCUUAAGCACAAGAAGCUAACCAGAUUAACUUUCAGCUGAAUUCAGCUGACUAGUGUUGAGACAUAACAAUACGUCACACUUUCCUGCGAUUUUCAUCUCCUGGAGAGUUGUUGAUUUAGGUUUAGAACUAGACAACUUUGCAGUCACUUCUUGCGCGAUUGUGUUUUUGUUUCUAAACAGUGAAGUUCACUGUAAAGUUAGGAACUUAGGAUCAAUAUUUGUUAUUCAAUCUUAAUGCAGUGAUGCAAUCCCUGUCUAUUUACAGAAUCUUCCUCUGCAAUAGUUUAUUUACCAUUAAAUUCAUUGAAUCUCUAUUGGAUGGUUACUGAAAUGUGACUUAUAUUAAUUCUUAACAAGAAUGAGAAAUGCUUACUGUCAGAAGAAAAGAAUGAGAAAUGGUCAUUGUAAUUUCUUGUU
Molecule: messenger RNA, 2125 nt
Organism: Chenopodium quinoa (quinoa)
Lineage: Eukaryota; Viridiplantae; Streptophyta; Magnoliopsida; Caryophyllales; Amaranthaceae
Exons: 7
Coding region: 185-1699 (504 amino acids)
Source: RefSeq, a predicted model, not a curated record